Molecule: messenger RNA, 1880 nt
Organism: Habropoda laboriosa
Lineage: Eukaryota; Metazoa; Arthropoda; Insecta; Hymenoptera; Apidae
Gene: CycB3
Product: G2/mitotic-specific cyclin-B3
Exons: 8
Coding region: 321-1763 (480 amino acids)
Biological process (GO): regulation of cyclin-dependent protein serine/threonine kinase activity; mitotic cell cycle phase transition
Cellular component (GO): nucleus; centrosome; cytoplasm
Molecular function (GO): cyclin-dependent protein serine/threonine kinase regulator activity
Source: RefSeq, a predicted model, not a curated record
GACGGAAAUUCGGGAUACGAAACGCAACGGUGCACACUUAUGAGGGGAAUAUACGAUAAAUAUUCGGUGACGCUCGGAGAUAUUUCUAUGUUCCCGAUUGGCUCUCACGGCUUAGAACGCACCAAUCAAAGAAAGCACUAACAGUAACUGUGAUAUUUUGAACAGCGUCAACUUCAGUUGCUCUGGUGAAACGAAUGGACACCAUAACGACGUAUUAGUGGCACAAGAGUUUCAUAAAUGAGAGAUAUCAUCGUACCAGAGCAUAUAAAAUUAUAAUUCGCGCCUACAGGAGAAGAAUAAAUUUAUAAUUUUAAGCAUAUAUGAGGAUGGCACCAUCAAAAGUUGUAAAUGUGCAAAAUAAACAAAGUGGUACUACCAUAACAAAUACAAAGAAAAGAAUAACAACAAGAAGUCAAAAUCCUAUGCUGAAUAAUGUUUUACUUAAAGCACCAGUUCUUGGCAAAGAUCCUCGUUUCAAAAGAAAAGCAGAAGCAUCUCCACCAAAGGAGAAAACAACAAAAAGAUCUGCAUUAGGGAACAUCACUAAUGCAAUUGGAAAAACAUUGGUAACACAUCAAACACAAGAACCAAAGAAAGUAACGAAAAAAGCAACCACUACUCAGGUAAUACUUUCAAAACUAAAGCCAGUGCCUCGUGUAAAACCAGUGAAAAAAGAUGAAGAGAAAACUGAAGUAGCUAGUGAAAUUGUAAAUGUUAGACGUAGUUUAGAUUUAGAAAAAUCAGAAGACAGUUCUUUGUAUGUAAGCGCAUUAGAAGAUAUAGGAGAUGACAGUUUAAAGAAGUCUAGAAAAAGCAAUAUUCAGCCUGAAGAAACAGAAAAAAUAAAGAAAGAAAAUGAACAGAGUGAAUCCCAAGUACCUGUAAAAACCGAAAAAAAAUCAAUAGCAGCUCAGUUAGAUGCUAUUCCUGAAAGAGUAUUACCUGAAGGACUUCAAUGGGAUUUUGAUGCUGAAAAUUGGUUGGAUCCAUUUCAAGUUUCUCAUUAUGCUAUGGAUAUUUUUAAUUACUUAAAAGAUAGGGAACGUCUGUUUCCUAUUGGAGAUUAUAUGGAAAGACAAGUGUGCCUUUCACGGUGGAUGAGAGCCUUAUUAGUUGACUGGAUGGUAGAAGUUCAAGAAUCUUUUGAACUAAAUCAUGAAACUUUAUAUCUGGCUGUGAAACUAGUUGACUUGUACUUAACAAAAGUAACUGUCGGAAAAGAAACAUUACAAUUGUUAGGUGCUGCAAGUUUAUUCAUAGCAAGUAAAUAUGAUGAAAGAAUACCUCCAAUGGUUGAAGAUUUUUUGUACAUAUGUGACGGUGCUUACACACAAAGAGAAUUACUUAGAAUGGAAAUGAGUGUUUUAAAGGUGGUUGAUUUUGAUCUUGGUAUACCACUUUCUUAUAGGUUUCUUAGACGAUAUGCUAGGUGUGCAAAAGUGUCAAUGCCAACAUUAACUUUAGCUCGAUAUAUUUUGGAAUAUUCAUUGAUGGAUUAUUCAACAAUAAUGAUUAGUGAUAGUAAAAUGGCCACAGCUGCACUCCUGCUUGCAUUACAAAUGAAAGAUUUAGGAGGAUGGACACCAACUUUAGAAUAUUAUAGUGGUUAUAAAGUUGAUGACAUAAGGGAUAUUGUAAUUCUCUUAAACGAAGGACUACACCGGAAACAUAAAGAAGCUCUAACUACUGUGCGGAAUAAGUACAGCCAUAAGAUAUUCUUUGAAGUAGCAAAGCUGCCAUUAAAAGAUACUUUAGAUAUAUAAAUAGUUUAAGAAUGAAAAAAAAGAUAGGUAAUAAAAUCUAUGGUUGACAAUAAUAUACGGGAUUGCCUAAUUAUUGGUAGGUAGCCUGUAAAGAAAAUUAAUUAUAAGUAAUUAAGA